Messenger RNA from Pipistrellus kuhlii (Kuhl's pipistrelle), 1791 nucleotides. It is a transcript of the gene SPON2, whose product is annotated as spondin 2. The record is from RefSeq and is a predicted model, not a curated record. Gene Ontology annotation, cellular component: extracellular matrix. NCBI's taxonomy places the organism in Eukaryota, Metazoa, Chordata, Mammalia, Chiroptera, Vespertilionidae. Gene Ontology annotation, biological process: cell adhesion. The transcript is spliced from 6 exons. The coding region runs from base 283 to 1281 and encodes 332 amino acids.
GGGAGGGGAAGACAAAGAAAGGGGUGCGGCAACUGGCAGGCACCCGACCGGAGCAGAGUGACCUCAGCGCGGGAGCAGCCUCUCAGCCUCAGAGCCGGCGGCCAGGGCAGCUGCGGGGCACACACAGUCCCUUUCUCCUCUGCGCUCCGCCGGCCGCAGGGGGGACCCGGGCCCGCUGGCCAGCCCGGUGCCACCCUCAGCACAAAUUGGAGCGCUGGGCUCUUGUGGGGACCAUCCCAGGCCACAGCCCAGCUGCCUGCCUUCCUGCUGCUCCUCUGGGUGAUGGACACCCGGACCCCGGCCGCCGCCCAGGGCAGGGCCCUCUGGGCUCUCCUCCUGGCCACACUUGGCACCACAGCCGGCCAGCCGCUGCGGGGAGACUCCGUGUGCACGGCCCGGCCCCUGGCCAAGUACCGCAUCACCUUCACGGGCAAGUGGAGCCAGACGGCCUUUCCCAAGCAGUACCCACUGUUCCGGCCGCCCGCACAAUGGUCUUCCCUGCUGGGGGCAGCGCACAGCUCCGACUACAGCAUGUGGCGGGAGAACCAGUACGCCAGCAACGGGCUGCGGGACUUCGCGGAGCGGGGCGAGGCCUGGGCCCUGAUGAAGGAGAUCGAGGCGGCCGGCGAGGAGCUCCAGAGCGUGCACGAGGUGUUCUCGGCCCCCGCCGUGCCCAGCGGCGUGGGGCACACCUCCGCGGAGUUCGAGGUGCACGCCCGGCACUCACUGGUGUCCUUUGUGGUCCGGAUUGUCCCCAGCCCCGACUGGUUUGUGGGCGUCGACAGCCUGGACCUGUGUGACGGGAACCGCUGGAGGGAGCAGGUCACCGUGGACCUUUUCCCACAUGACGCGGGGACAGACAGCGGCUUCACCUUCUCCUCCCCCAACUUCGCGACCAUCCCGCAAGACACGGUGACCGAGAUCACCUCCUCCUCUCCCAGCCACCCGGCAAACUCCUUCUACUACCCGCGGCUGAAGGCCCUGCCCCCCAUCGCCAGGGUGACCCUGGUGCGUCUCCGGCAGAGCCCCAGGGCCUUCGUGCCUCCCGCCAUCGACCUGGCCGGCAGGGGCAACGAGAUCGGGGACGGUCUCUCGGCUCCAGAGACGCCGCUGGACUGCGAGGUCUCCCUCUGGUCGUCCUGGGGGCUGUGCGAGGGCCUGUGCAGGAAGAUGGGAGCCAGGAUCCGGACGCGCUAUGUCCGCGUGCAGCCGGCCAACCACGGGGCACCCUGCCCUGCGCUGGAAGAGGAGGCCCAGUGCGUCCCUGACAACUGUGUGUGAGCCCUGAGCCAGGCUGGCCGCCCCGCAGCGUCACCUGAGCCGCACUGCGGACCGGCCGCUCUGCACAGCGCCCGCGGGCUGGAGGGGCAUCGGAGCAGGCGUCUCCUUCCUGCAAGUCCCCCUCGUGGCUGUGGCCCCACGUCCUAAGGUCCGCUCGUGUGGAGACGCACACGUCUGCUCUAACCCACGUCCGGCGCGUACGCCACCGUGCGGCUGUGGUCCUCCGUGCCCAAUGCCUGGCUGGGUGCCCUGCAGGACAGCCACCCGCCCCGGCCCAGGAGCGCGAGCCGCACGAGCUGGCUGUGAAAUACCUCGGUCCUGGUGCCCGGGCACCGCUGGCACAGGAGCCCUCACCAUGUCUGCUCCUCAGAGCAAGGCUGCCCGGGCACUGGCUGCUCCUGGCAUCCAAGCAGUGACGCCAUAGAAGAUAAAAAGGGGUCAGGCUGGGGUAUCUCACCUGGCAUUGUCACAUGACUGAUCUUGCACUUGAAUAAAGACUAUGAUUCCUGA